ACAAUCAUCUCUAGCAAAUGGUCGCUAAUUUCGCAAACUUUUAAAUUGAAGUGAUAAGAAUGAUAAAUACGGCCAAAUACUUUGCUCUUUUAGAGAGUUUAAAGUUUAACAAAGCACUAGCAAAUAAGGCAAGUAAUAACUCUGAGACACCCGAUGCCUUGAAAAGCAACCUGUUAAUUUUAGAAAAAUAUGCCAAGCUUGAGGUUGAUCAGCAGUUGCAUGAAUUAUGCGAGGAAUACAUGGUGACAGCAGAUCAGGAAUCCAGUAUAGAUCCCGGAGGGGAACCCAUAAUAUCCUAUAUAGUGAGACUGGAACAUGUGCUUCAUUCGAUCACGAGGAAUAUUAACUUCCAUAGCGACGCCAAGGAGGAUCUAAUCUCAGUGGCACACCUUAAACUGUGCAUCCAGGCCACCCAAGAGUUGUCUUACUAUUCACUUCGAUGUCAGCUCCAUGAGGAUUUCUACAAGUCGCCCAUCUUCCAUGAGGCCCAAGGAAAAGUCAAGGCGAAUUCUUCCCUGCUGCUUCUGAGCAUUCAGUUCUUUGUAAACCUACUGCAUAUCCGUCAGUUUCACAUAGCCAACUCCAUGGAGCUGGUUCAAAGGGAUCUCCUGGCGGCCAUUAUGAGUCUACGUGUAAAGGAGGACUCCGUGCAUCUGGAAAAGGCUAUAUCCUACUUCUGGCAACAGGAAUCCAAAGCGGAUUUCUUCCGACACAUCUUGCUCUUGAAAGCCACACCGCUAUGCACACCCCUGGCCAACUUAUUGCACCAUCAACUCCUCGUAAAGUUGAAUUCCCCCCAAGGUUUCUCCAGCUUUGUGGAUGCGCUGCAACAAACUCCCAAUGUGAGUUCUACAAGAAAUGCGGAAAUUGUGGCCAGCAUUGUGGCUAGAAAAGGAUUCUCCCCACUUGCACAAGGAAAGAUGAUUAUCCAGGUGUUGGAGUAUUGUAAAUUCUACCUCCAGGAUGCGGACAAAAUGUGUGCCGGUGUCCUAUCCCUUAGAAGGCUCUACGAUUUAAAUUAUACAAAUCAGAAGCAGAUAGAAGAGAUAUUAUCCAAACACUGGGAAAGUCUUGUUAACCCAGAAGAUGUAAUUAGUGGUCUGAUCUUAAUGAAUCACCAAGAACUCUGCAAUCGCAUCCUUUUGUGGCAACAUCUUUUCUGCUCAUCCAGCGUGGCUUGUUUACCAAGUAACCUACUAAUUCCUUACCUUCCCCUGCUCCUCCAAGUUUACGAUGGCCUACCAUUGGAACUACCAGCAACAUCGCAGCUUUCUGGGAUCAUUUCACGAUGCCUAGAUAAUAGAGAACGGGAAAAGGAAUUGUCAAAUGUCCUUCAAAGACUUUUUAAGUGGGAAGUUGAAGAGGAGCCUCCUUGGAAAAGUUUACACCCACUAAUUUUGAUUCUCCCUUCCUCGAACAUCAAUGAAAUGCAGGUUAAAGUGGCCCACAAGGAUCACCAAGUGGAUCAUGACAUGGGCAGGAUUUUGCCCGGACUGCUUUUAUCCAGCUCUCAUCAUUCCCUCACGUGCAAUGUAUUCCUAGCUCUUUUGAGUUUUAUGGGUAACCAGUUGAAGCAGAAGUCUGCAGCCGGCGUUGAUUUCAUCUCUUCGGAAACGGAGCUCAAAGACUUUCUGCACUCCAAGUAUCAACUAAAACUUGACUUGCUUAUCGCGCUGAACCAAUUGGUGGCUCACCAACCAUUGAGAGCUCAGCUUGCCCUUCACACCAAAGAGUUCUUGCAUAUACUGAAAGACUUGUUGGUCCACCGAUCUGGAGAACAGGAGACCACGGAUCAUAUUUUGCUCAUUGUACUAAACCUUUUGCAGGAACUCCUUGAGGGCAGUGAGGAUCUUCAGCUCUCAGAAGGCACUAAAGAACUGAAGGAGCCGUUGCAGCAGUUAGGGUUACAAUCCUCCAAUUCUCUCGUCCAACAAUCUGUACAAUCCCUGCUAACUAUAAUCCAAGGAGUAUGGCGACCAAGUGAAGCAAUCAAGAUCCAACCAUUCCAAAAAGCUCGUUCCCUUAUAGAGGAAAAGCAAUCCCAUUUGCAAGUUUAUGGCAUUCAGAUGAUGAUAGAUUUGCUUAAGAAACGGGAUUCCGCGACCACGUCGCAGGGUCAUCUCAUUAUAGCUUUAGCUCUGACCACUCUGAAGGACAAGGAAUCGUACACUUUUCUCAAUUGUGUUCGGCUUUUUGUGUCGUUAGUUCCUGUGAUGGAGUCCGAAGUGCUGGACAAGCUAAGUGACGAAUACUUAUCGGAGACAGCUGAGUUGGAUUACCGACUGGUUGUGGGAGAAGCUAUCUUGAAAGUCGCUCAGGAGUUAGGUCCAUUUUGCUAUCGAUACAAGGCUGUUCUGCUCAAUUGCUUUAUGCACGGCUCACGCUCUCCUGUUCACGAAUUCCGGAUGUCAGCAUUCGCCAAUCUCGCCCAGCUAUGUCGCCUGUUGGCUUAUCAGGUCCAAAACUUCUUCCAGGAGCUACUUCAACUGGUCAACAGCGAAUUAAGCACAGGAAGCUUUGUGCCCGCUAAGAGGGCAGCUGUCUUAGUCUUAGCUGAACUGUUGAAUGGCAUGGAGAAUCUACUGGACUACCAGGAUAUGCUUCUUCCCAUUUAUCGCCUCUUACGAGCCAUCGAGUCCGAGGAGUCCUGUGAUCCACAAAUGCGUCAGCAUGCAGGGAAUGGCCUUAAAAUAUUAAACGAGAAGUGCCGAAAACUGAUUCAUUCUAGCUUGGAGGAGAAUUCUUUACAAAAACAGAUUAAGGUGCUGGGCAUCAAAGACGAAGUCUCACCUCAAAGGAAGAACCGUCAUAUCCUCGAGCUGAAUUAAAGGUUAGCUUAUAUACUUUUAAAAUUUGUAAUUCUAUUGCAUACAAAAUAGUUUAACUUUAUAAUUUACAAAACGAAAUGCGAAAUAGAUCAGUACGUCACUGACACCAUAAAGGCAGAA
Drosophila suzukii is the source of this 2948-nucleotide messenger RNA. RefSeq names its product transport and golgi organization 6 (gene Tango6). NCBI's taxonomy places the organism in Eukaryota, Metazoa, Arthropoda, Insecta, Diptera, Drosophilidae. Gene Ontology annotation, biological process: protein secretion. The record is from RefSeq and is a predicted model, not a curated record.